This is a messenger RNA of Cercopithifilaria johnstoni, 834 nucleotides long. The record is from the annotation of a GenBank genome assembly. Lineage: Eukaryota; Metazoa; Nematoda; Chromadorea; Rhabditida; Onchocercidae.
AUGAUUUUAAAAGACUUGGAAACAGUGGAUAAGCAACUCAAAAAAGAGCCGGAUGAACAGAGUGUUGCAUCAGUAGUCAUUCAACCACCUGCAGAACCAGUGGAGACAGUUCGAUCACAGGUGUCUCUAAGACAUGAUCCCAGUGCUCAGUUAUCAGAGCAGCAAGCAAUCUCGUCUCGACUUGAGCAAGUUCAAUAUAUUGCACCUUCCGAGUUGACUCGUCUGCAUACGACAAACGGCAAUCUAACAUUAAAUUCAGCAGCACUAACCGGCAUGCACAAUGUUGGAGCAGCAAGUAUGAUUGGACAGUAUUCACCAGUUGCUACGGUUGCAGCAGCGGCUGCAGCUGCAGCUGCUGCGUCACGAGCAAGUACCAGCGCGCCAAAAAACCCACAAGAAUUAAGUCAAACGGCAGGAUCAUCAUCGGGACCAGUUCCAGGGAUGUUGCCAGUAAAUGCCAAAGUUUUGGGCCUCAAAACUAUAAGUGCUAAUAGUGAUGGUCAGCAGCAACAAUAUGUCGCGCCAAAUCAAGGAACAAGUCAAGGCAGCAAUUGGCAAUCUACUGUGAUGUCUGGUUACACAUCAUCCCCAUCACCACUUGGUAUGGCUGGUGGUAGUCGAACAGCUACUGAAAGUGAUGAUAGCACAAGAAAGAGACAAGUGCGGCUCUUAAAAAAUAGAGAAGCAGCGAAAGAAUGCAGGCGGAAGAAAAAGGAAUAUGUGAAAUGUUUAGAAAAUCGUGUGGCUGUUCUGGAAAAUCAAAACAAAGCAUUGAUUGAAGAACUGAAGACGUUGAAGGAAUUGUAUUGCAGGAAAGAGAAAAGCGAGUUAUAA